Hipposideros armiger (great roundleaf bat) is the source of this 2417-nucleotide messenger RNA. RefSeq names its product pleckstrin homology like domain family B member 3 (gene PHLDB3). The transcript is spliced from 15 exons. Lineage: Eukaryota; Metazoa; Chordata; Mammalia; Chiroptera; Hipposideridae. The record is from RefSeq and is a predicted model, not a curated record. Bases 242 to 2182 code for a protein of 646 amino acids.
GGGGACAGAGCAGCCUCUCUCCUCUCUUUUCCCCAGCCACCUGUCUCGGAGGCAGAAACGACAGCGCCCUGAGCGCAGAGGGAAGCGAGCCGCAGCCUGACAGGGCCCCGCCUCCUGGAGCCCUUCUCGCACCACAGCGAUCCGGCAGAGCGCUCAGGUCUCCUGGGCCCCGCCCCCACGCGGUCAGACCACGCCCCCGGAACUCCAGGGCCCGCCCACCCCGCAGCAGUGUGUCGCGGACAUGGGGACGCCUAGCAGCCCCGAAGAUGGGACCCCACCGCCGCCAGUCCCAGAGUGUGACGCGGAGGUCCAGCCCCAAGGGGCUGCCCAGCCCCGGGAGCACACCGAAAACCUUUGCGGGCAGGAGAAGCCCGAGGCCCCAGCAGAGCUGAGCGGCGGAGGAGCUGAGCAGCAGGCGGAAGAAGAGGAAGAAGUGGGAGAAGGCAGCAGCACGGAGAGCAGCCGCGACACGGGGGAGGCCCCUCCUCCGGAACAGAUCCCGGCCACGGCCCCCACACCCACCAAGUCUAGGGAAGGGGUGAGAGGGGCGGCGCAGCGGCUUCGAGGACAGCAGCUGGAGGCACUGACCCGAGUGGCCCUAAUGGAGCAGCGAGUGAAGGAGCUACAGCGCCAGAGGAAGGAGCUGAGGAUCGAGGUGAGACUGCAGACCUCUUGGGAAGGUCCCUGCCCUACUGGAGCCAACACCCCAGGCAGGGAGGGGUCUGAGGUGCAGCCAGCCUGGCUCUUGCUGGCCUCUGUGUCUGUCUCUGUGCUCAGGCAGAUGCUAAGAGCCUGGCUGUUCUUUCAGGAGCAGAGGCGGCUGAGCCAGGAGCGGGAUCGCGUGGAGCAUCUUCGCCAGAGAUUCCAGGAGGCCCAGGGACAGCUCAACUCUCAGCCGGAGGACCAGCGUGAGCGGCUUCUGCAGAGGGUGCAAGAGAUGAGGGAACAGCUGGAUGUGGCCCAGCGUUCCUACGAGGACUUGGAGUUCCAGCAACUGGAGCGAGAGAGCAGACGAGAGGAGGAUCGGGACAGCCCAGGGGCUCGGGCGCAGAACCCCAAGGUCCAGGAGCUUCAGGCCAGUGUGGCACAGCACAGGCGCCGGAUCCAGGUCUUGGAAGAACAGCUCAAGUCGCUGGGGGAACAAAUGGCAGCUGAGAGCCGGGGGCUGAGCCGGAAGAAGGAAGAGGCCCUUCAGGCCCUGACGCAGGAACGGAGCCGACUGCUCGAACUUAAUUGCCUUCAGGGAAGCUCUGAUGGAGACUUCUCUGAGUCCAACCAGGCCCUCACUAAGCUCCUGUUCACCCAGAAGACAGACCGCCAGUUGCUGGUGCUCCAAGACCCCACCACCCACACUGCCGCCUCCACCUCUUCCUGCCUCUUCUCCGUUCACAGCUCCCUGCAGGGCUCCAUUGGCCUCCAGAGGACUGGAAGCCUGUCCCGGAAAAGGGGAGAGAGAUUGAGCCAGAGGGGAUCUCCGCGACCUCUGUCCCUCCAUUGUACUGGACCCCUGGAAGCCUCGGCCCUUCCACCAGCAGGAGACUCUGGAAGACACUCCCUCUAUCAGCUGCUGGACUGUGGCUCCAGGAAUAGCUGUGGGGCCCUCCACCCAGACAUCGCCCGCAUGGAGCGGCUCCUGCAGCAGGCCAUGGCAGAGCGGGAGAGGCUUCUCAAGGCCAGGGAAGGGACGAGAAGGAGUGUAGAAGGUUCCUCAGGCUCCACUGUUCCUGCCAUCAUGGCCCCGCCCACACCCGUGCCCCCACCCUGCCCUCCUGGUCCUCGCAUCCUGGAUCUCAGGCAGCACCUGGAACGCUGGGGCCACAACCCGGAAAACUGCCCGCAUGUCCAGGUGUCCGGGGGCUGCUGCCGUGGGCCCCUGGUGAAGAUGGGCGGCCGCAUCAAGACCUGGAGGAAGCGGUGGUUCUGCUUUGACCGCCAGGCCCGGCGCCUGGCCUACUAUGGUGACAAAGAAGAGACCAAGCUCAAAGGCGUCAUCUACUUCCAGGCUAUUGAGGAAGUCUAUUAUGACCACCUACGCUGUGCCUUUAAGAGCCCCAACCCUCGUCUGACGUUCUGCGUCAAAACCUAUGAACGCCUUUUCUACAUGGUGGCGCCGAACCCCGAGGCCAUGCGCAUUUGGAUGGUUGUCAUUGUGACUGCGGCUGAGGAAAACCACGCCCCCUGAGCGGCCCCACCCAUUUGGGCCCGCCCACUGCCGGAAAGCCUGGGCCCGCCUCUUUGGAACGCGGCAAUUCUGCAGAACCUGCGCCGCUCGGCUGGCCCGAGCCGUGGCGUGCUGUGCUGCAGGUGCUUUCCUCCGACUGGAUGCCAGCCCCUGGGGCCCUACUCAGGAGCGGGGGCGGGAAGGAACUAUUUAUUGGUGCUCCUGUGAUACCGAAUUAAACAUGGAGGACAAACUA